CAUCGCAACCGCGCCGCGCGUCUCGCUCCCGCCACACACAGCCAUGCCGCUCCUCCACCUCUCGCUCCCGCCGCACCGCCUCCUCGUCGCCGGCCGCGGCCGGCUGUGCUUCCCGCCGGCUCCCCGUCAUACCCGCCUCUCAUUCAGGGCGGCGGCUGGGGAUGCAGCCGUGUCAGUCGCAGCGGAGACCUACGGGCUCCCCUUCCCUCCGGAGCGCGCCUCCCACCACCACGAGCUCGCCGCGGCCAUCGCCGCCGUGGAGCGCGCCUGCCGCCUCUGCGUUGACGUGAAGAGGUCACUGUUUUCAGGUGGCAAGAGUAUUCUUGAAAAGAAUGACCAAACUCCUGUCACAAUUGCGGAUUUCGGGGUGCAGGCCCUUGUUAGUUUGGAACUCCAGAGACUGUUCCCAUCAAUACCUCUGGUGGCAGAAGAGGACUCGGCAUCUCUAAGGUCAUCAGAAGCUGACGAUAAUAGUAGUGAUGUACUUGUUGAGUCAAUUUUUAGUGCAGUUGCAGACAAAGUGAGCAACAGUGGUUCACCUUUAACUCAAGAUGAUGUGCUGAGAGCAAUUGAUAGAGGAGGCAAGGAUGCUGUCUCAUUUGAUUCAAACCCUGCUACUUAUUGGGUACUUGAUCCAAUUGAUGGCACCAAAGGUUUCUUGAGAGGGGAUGAUGCUCUUUAUGUGGUGGGUCUGGCUCUUGUGGUGAAUGGAAAGGUAACAGUUGGAGUGAUGGGAUGUCCGAAUUGGACCAAUUAUACCGUAGCCAACGGGAAAGAUGACAGUGCUGCUGCAUGUAAUGGCCGUGGGAUUCUUAUGAUAUCUCAUCUAGGCUGUGGUACAUGGACUAGGCGCUUGUCUGCUGAGAUUGGCCAAUUCACUACCGCACCGGAUAUUUGGAAAAGAUGCUUUGUUGAUACAUGUUCAGUUGUUCACAUGGCACGCUAUUGCAUUCCAGAUAGCCAAACAUGGGAUAUGAUACCAUUAUCUGUUCUCUUCAAUUCAACAACGGGUGAAUCUGAUCCUAGAAAUGAGAAUGAAAUUCUUCUCCUAUCGGUUUUCUGUGGCAGCUUGUGCAAGUAUCUAACUGUAGCUUCCGGGAGAGCCUCCGUUUUUGUCCUUCGAGCACGGACGACAACUCAGAUCAAGUCCUGGGAUCAUGCUGUUGGGGUAAUUUGCGUGCAGGAAGCCGGUGGCCAGAUUAGUGACUGGAGUGGAAAACCGUUGGAUCUUGCAGCUGACCUAACAUCUCGCAGAAUCAUCUACCCUUCGGGCGGUGUUCUGGUGACAAAUGGAGCUCUGCAUGACAAGCUUGUUGAAAUGAUCUCAGCUAAUUACAAGUAGCUGCAUUGAUACUUCACACAUCAACACAUUGAUUUUUUUGGAACCAAUUUACCUUAUUGACCCCCCAUCAAAUUGUAUUCUGUCUGACAUUCAGAUUCAGCAGAGAAACCGCAAAACAUACUCAUAUGACUUCCAUUGCCAUUACCACAAAAUUAAAUGGAUGGAAACACACUAUUACCUCGGAGCAA
Molecule: messenger RNA, 1530 nt
Organism: Setaria italica (foxtail millet)
Lineage: Eukaryota; Viridiplantae; Streptophyta; Magnoliopsida; Poales; Poaceae
Product: putative PAP-specific phosphatase, mitochondrial
Exons: 9
Coding region: 44-1342 (432 amino acids)
Biological process (GO): sulfate assimilation
Molecular function (GO): 3'(2'),5'-bisphosphate nucleotidase activity
Source: RefSeq, a predicted model, not a curated record